UCGCGAGGUCUUCUCGAUGACGUCCCAAUGAGCGUUACCUGUUCAUUCUAGCCAGCGUUGCGUACGUCGUUUUUAUUUUACAAGGAUUAUUCGCUAUAGAAUUGGUGGGUUUUAGCUUGUUGUGCCACAGUUGUUCGGUCUUUGGCCUGUAACGGUUCCACUUUUGUUCUCUCCCUGAGCGGGAUCAGAGAGCAGAGAUGUAUAACGGUAUUGGGUUGACCACGCCACGAGGCAGUGGCACGAACGGCUACGUUCAGCGUAACCUGUCCAGCAUACGUGUGAAGAGGAACAGGGACGAGCGUGGAGGAGAGCGGGAUGAGAAAGACAGAGAGAGACUGGAGAGCCAGCUGAACAGACAGCCUAACGCUGAUAUCCUAGAGCACCAAAGAAAGAGACAGCUGGAGGUGAAAUGUGCCGAGCUGCAGGACAUGAUGGAGGAGCAGGGGUACUCUGCAGAGGAGAUUGAAGAAAAGGUCAACACUUUCCGUUUGAUGCUGCAAGAAAGAGAAGAACCUGCCCCUCCUUCAGCAGAGAGGCCAGUUGUGACUGAGACUCACGCACUGGCAGCUGCUAACCAGCAAAAAAAUGACCGUCUGAGAGAAGCGUUCGGUAUCAGCUCUGACUACGUUGACGGCUCAUCCUUUCAUCCUGACCGGAAGGAGAGAGAGAAGGAGAAGAGGGAGCAGGAGAGGCUGGAACGAGAGAAGCAGCAGCAGAAGUACCAGAUUAUUGAGUCUGAUAACUUGGAUUCAUCUCCGGAACGAAAAAAGAGCAGGAAGAAGAAAAAGAAAAACAAAAGCAGAGAAAGCUCUGAAAGCCCUUCACCCUCUCCUCGACGAGAGAAGAAAAAGGACAAAAAAAAGAAAAAGAAAAGAGAAGAAUCGGUGAAGAGUGACACAGAGAGUUCAUCGGAUGACAGAGAAGCAACCAAACGAAAAAGAAAAAGGAGUGACAAUGAGACUCCACCUCCCAGUAAGAGCCGAAAACGUCCGAGUGCAUCCUCUAGCCCAGCUCACAGCCCAUCCCCUCAAAGAGGGAAACCACAGAAUAAGUCAGAUUCUCGUUCAGAUGAGGGGAGGAAAGGGAGAUCCCCUGACAGAAGGCGCCGUGGUCAUAGUGAGGAUAGUCCAAAAAGGAUGGAAAUCCGAGAGAGGUCACCAAGACGCUCAAGAACACCUGAGCACAGCAGAAGAGAUAAAGGGCGUGAACGUGAAAGAGAACAAGUGCAAGAAAAACCUCAGAGAAGACGACUUGACUCCUCUUCGCCAUCUCCUCCACCAAUUCGGGACAGGCGACCACGGAGCGAAGAGAGAGAGAAACCCCCUCAGACAAGAAGACAUGACUCCUCUUCACCAUCUCCACCACGCAAGCAGCAGCGAGAGCGGCGACAACGAAGCGAAGAGAAGGACAAACCCUCUCAGCGGAAAAGACAGUCUCGUUCUCUGUCCCCCAAGCAGCAGAGAGACAAGAACCGUGGGGACAAUGAGAAAAAGAACAAAGGUCAAAUAAGACAUGACUCAUCCUCGUCCCCAUCUCCUCCUCCUUCUCCACGUAAAGACAGAACAAAAAGAGGACAGAGUGGAGAGAAAGAGAAACCCGUUUCUGACAGGGAGAAGAAGAGACAUGAGGACAGAUCGAGAGACAGACAGAGGAAUAUCGAUAGAGAUCUUCCGUCUAGUAGAAAAGAUGACAGGGGGCGGGAGAGUGAUAAAGGGAAGGAGCGAGACAGAAACCGAUCUAGUGACUCAAUGUCUCCUGCUAAGCAUUCACCUUAUGCCAACGGAAGGCAAAAAGAACGAGAGCAUGAACUGGAGAAGGAACGAGAAGAACAGCGAGAGAACAACAGAAGACGGGAAGAGGAGAUGAAAGAAGAAGCUUUGAGAAAAGCCAGAGAGAGUGACAGAGAAAAGGAGAGAAACCGCACGAGAAGAGAAGAAGUGUCUCGAUCAGAUAGGAAGUCUUCCUCUAGCGGUCUGCUUGAGGACAGACGAGGUGCCAGAGGAAGUGAGACGGAACAAGAGGUGGCCAAGAAAGACAGGAGAAUAGAGAAGAGUCCUCAAGACCAAAAGAAAGACAAGCAGAUGCAAAAGGAAAAGCCUGGUAAGAAAGGCAAACUGAAAGCUGCAAGCAGCAGCAGCAGCAGCAGCAGCAGUAGUAGUAGUAGUAGUAGCAGCAGCAGCAGCAGCAGUGAAAGUGACAGUGACAGCUCCUCCUCGUCAUCUUCGUCUUCCUCUUCUUCAUCAUCUUCAUCCUCAGAAGAUGAAAAGAAUAAAAGUGCAAAAGACAACAGUGCUGCUGGUCGGUCAGUUUCUAACGCUGUCAUAGCUCAGGCUAUUGCACGCAGAGAGAAGGAGAACCGAGGAAGGAAUGCAGAGAAUGAUGAAGGGAAAAAGACAUACCCUCCCACACAAAGACAGAGCUCACCCCCCGAGUCCCAGAGAAAAAGGGAUGAUGCUGAUAAAAGACAGCGAGAUGUGGAGAGAGAGCGAAGACCUGGCCACUCCUCGUCUCCUUCCAUGGGAUCUAAAGAUCAGGAGCGUGGAAAAGAGAGGUACACUCCCACUGAGAGUUCAAGCCCACCUCCCUCGCCCCCCCAGAGAGGCCGUGACAGGUACACCCCUUCAGAAGAAACCAAAUCUCGGAGCAGAGAUCGAGGAGGCGAGCGAUAUAGCCCAUCAGAGCUGGAAAGAGAGUCUUCACUUCCCUCGCCUGGCAGAGGACGAGACCGACAGAGUGACCGAAAAAAAGAUGCGUCACCUUUGUCUCCGAGGGGGAAAGGAAGGAACGACGUGCCACAGGUCAAACAGAUGGCUUCUCGACCUUCACCAAAACGCACUCCACCUCGACAGUACCAGGACCCACAGCGCUCACGAUCUCCCAGCCCGAGACGAGGAGCGAGGAGACCUUCACCUUUACGAAACUCAUCCCCUUACCGACGAGACCGCAGCCGGGAGCGCCUCAGAGAGCGAGAGAGAGACAGAUUCAGGGCAAGACCAGUGAACAGAGACCGGGAGCGUUCCAGGGAGAGAAGAACAAGGAGCAGCAGAUCUAGGAGUCCCCGAAGACCAAGUCCUCUCUACAGGUCUCGUCGUUCACCCUCUCCUCUGCGCCGGCGCAGAAGUCGCUCACUAUCAAGAGAAAGAGAAAGGGAGAGAGAGCAGGAGAGGAGGAAGAAUCGAGAGCGAGAAAGGCAGCGAGAACAGGAGAAAGAAAGAGAAAGAGAGCGAGAACAAAGAACGAGGGUGCCACCCAAAGAUCCCACUCCUCCACACCGGUCUUCAUCGUCCUCUUCCUCCAGUUCAUCCUCUUCAGCCUCGCCAUCUCCUCAAAGACAGAUGAAGGGUGUGAAGUCUACAGAUGCAGAGAUUGACAGAACAAGGGAAAUUGAUGGACAGAAAAAAAAUAAGCAAUCAGAAAGGAACUUAAAAAUUCCAUCUCCUAAAGACACCCAUCUCCAUUCCAACCAAUCGCAUCAGCGCUCUCGCUCCCGUGAACCACCUGUCCGUUCUAGAUCACCAGUGACCAACCAGUCACAAAGCAGGGAUCCACCUGGUGAACGAUUAAGAGGCCAGUCCCCCUCAUCUGUCCAUGAGCGGCACCACGGACCACCAGCGAGAGGAAAGACUGCCGUGAAUGGGAAACCAGAGAAGGAGACCUCAGGCCAACAGCAGAAGAGAAGCAGCUCAAGCUCUUCAUCUUCCUCAUCAUCUUCCUUCUCCUCAUCAUCAUCUUCAUCUUCCUCAUCUGAUAGCUCAGACUCUGAGACAGAGAAAGCCAAAGGGGGUGUUAAAGCAAGUGCAAAUAAAGAAGCUGUCAAGAAAGCCAAAAGCCGAGCUUCAUCAUCAUCCUCAUCAGAAAGUGAAAAAGAUCAGACAAAAAGUCCUCCACGGCCCAAGAGAGUGCCAGCUGACUCACUGAGAGACUCUAGGUCACUCAGUUACUCCCCUCCAGCGAGGCAACGAAGACCUGCACAUUCUCCACCGUCACGACGCACCGCAAGCAGGAAGUCGAGAAGCAGAUCUCCAGACAGUCGAAGGAGGAAAUAAUUGAACCUUUUUUUUGUUUUCUGGACUCUUAUCUGACCCUCACUGAACUGAAUCAUCUCUGUAUCACAUGGAGACUGGAAAUGUGACUAGUUUUAAUGGUGGUAUUUUCACCAUUAGUAGAGGAAGGUCUCUCAAAACCUGGUUCUUUGUAACUCGUCCCAAAAGGGAGGAUUUAUUUUUACUUUUAUUAUGGUGUAAUUAAUGUUUAAGAACAGGCCAGCUGAGACACUGAUGCUCUCAUCAACUAUCGCUCUGUGCCAACAGAGGCUGGACACACACACACAUGCACGCACGCACACACACAAAAUCACAAGUGUCUGGUGGUUUCUGCCUGUCUGCUACAUUGUUCUGAAUGUAGAUGAACAUCUGUAAUUUGGUGAUCAGAAUGAACUAUAUUCUGUUCCUGCGUAUGUGGACAGAGUAUGUUCCUUUUUGUUUAUUUGUGGAAAAAAAAAAAAGAAAAAUAAAAUGGCAGUAGAA
Molecule: messenger RNA, 4526 nt
Organism: Puntigrus tetrazona (Sumatra barb)
Lineage: Eukaryota; Metazoa; Chordata; Actinopteri; Cypriniformes; Cyprinidae
Gene: srrm2
Product: serine/arginine repetitive matrix 2
Source: RefSeq, a predicted model, not a curated record